AUGUGCAUCGUGUUGCAAUAUGAAGUAAUAGCUUAUACUAUUUACACGUGUGUGUGCCCCAUUAAAGGCCUCUUCCUGGAAUAAAAUAAAAACGUAAAAAAUAGAGAAAUAUGUUCUCCACAUAGUUUUUAUUUUAUUCCAGGUAUAGGCCUUCAGUGGGUCACACAAAUGUGUAAAACCAAUUCAAAAAGUAAUUUUGUAAUUUCAAAACUGAAAUAGUAUUUUGUUUUCAGUAGGCUAGCGUAUAUAUUAGAACAUAUUCAUAGGGCUACACACAACUACUGCAAGAUAGAAAAGGCAUUGGUUUCAAUUGGCGCGUCCGCGUUUAAUGCGCGCUCUCCCUCUUCGACAACAUUAUCGCAUUCGUAAACCUGAUAGGAGAGGAGUAGAGGAGUGGGCUAUUCACUCAUUGUUACGGGCUCCGGGAGCGGCGAAAACCCCUACACGUAGAAAAAAACUACCAAGAGAAAGAUCCCUUGACAUCUACACCUAUUGCAGGGAUCCACUCUCUGAUCUAAAUCAUUGUUUAUAAAGUGUGUAUGUGGUGAGAAGGGGACUCCUGUGGUCAGACAACCCAAAGCCAGGCCUCAUGCUCAGGUGAUUAUGAUUCAAGAGGGUGAUGGAGACAGUCAGCCUCAGCCAUGGCGGCCAUCUUUUUACACACACAGACUGGUACACUCUGAGACCAGGAACUUGCUCAGUCUCUCCCCUGAUCGCCACUUACCUGUAUCCCAACCCUUUGCUCUCCGUCAACAACCUACUGCUUUGUGAAUGAGGCUGAUGAUUCAGCCUGUCCCUGUCCGCAGCCUGGGUUCUUCACCUAACCCUGUCCCUGUCCGUGCACCAGCCUGCGGGGACCAUGGAGCUGCUGUGGGUGCUGUGUGUGUCCAUGCUGAUGGCUCCAGCGGUGGUGGAGGCCAUCCCCAUGGAGUCUGCAGCUGGGAGCCACAGCAUGUUCACCUGUGAACCUAUCACCCUGCGUCUGUGUCAGGGGCUGCCCUAUAACUCCACCUUCAUGCCCAACCACCUCAACCACUACGACCAGCAGACCGCCGCGCUCGCCAUGGAGCCCUUCCACCCCAUUGUGAACCUGCAGUGUUCCUCAGAGCUGAGGAUGUUCCUGUGUGCCCUCUAUGCUCCGGUGUGUACUGAGUACGGACGCAUGACACUGCCCUGCCGACGGCCGUGCCAGAGAGCCAAGGGAGACUGCUACAAACUCAUGGACAUGUUCGGAGUCACCUGGCCAGAAGAGAUGGACUGUAACAGGUUCCCAGACUGUGACGAGCCAUACCCCCGUCCUGUAGACCUGCUCUCCAGCGCAGACUCCACUGAGUCGCCCAUCUCCGUCCAGCGCGACUAUGGCUUCUGGUGCCCCCGUGAGCUCAAGAUCGACCCCGACCUGGGCUACUCCUUCCUGGGUGUGACGGACUGCUCGCCCCCCUGCCCCAACAUGUAUUUCCAGCGGGACGAGCUGGUGUUUGCCCGCUACUUCAUCGGCGUGGUGUCCGUUGUCUGUCUCUCGGCAACCCUCUUCACCUUCCUCACCUUCCUCAUCGACGUGUCCAGGUUCCGCUACCCGGAGCGACCAAUCAUCUUCUACGCCAUGUGCUACAUGAUGGUGUCGCUGGUGUUCUUGCUGGGCUUCCUGCUGGAGGACCGUGUGGCGUGCAACGUGGCGAGCCCCGGCCUUUUCCGGGCGCCCACCGUCACCCUGGGCUCACAUAACAAGGCGUGCACGUUGUUCUUUAUGAUGCUCUACUUUUUCACUAUGGCAGGCAGUGUGUGGUGGGUCAUCCUCACCCUCACCUGGUUCCUGGCUGCCGUGCCUAAGUGGGGCAGCGAGGCCAUAGAGAAGAAGGCCCUGAUCUUCCAUGCCUGUGCCUGGGGCCUACCUGGUUGUCUCACCGUCACUUUAAUAGCUAUGAACAAGAUAGAAGGGGAUAGUGUCAGCGGGGUGUGUUUCGUGGGGCUGUAUGACCGCACAGCGCUGAGAUGGUUUCUGCUGGCUCCACUGGGUCUGGAUGUUUUGGUGGGCGUGGCAUUACUGUUAGCGGGAAUCCUUGCUUUGAACCGCGUGCGUAUGGAGAUCCCUCUGGAGAAGGAGAACCAGGACAAGCUGGUGAAGUUUAUGAUCCGUAUCGGGGUGUUCUCUGUGCUCUACCUGGUCCCUCUGCUGACGGUCAUAACCUGCUACCUUUAUGAGAACCGCUAUAGGACUGUCUGGGAGACUACCUGGGUACAGGAGCGCUGCAGAGAGUACCACAUCCCCUGUCCAUACCAGAUUGAGCAGACCAACAGACCAAACCUGUCUCUGUUCCUCAUUAAGUACUUGAUGAUGUUGGUUGUCGGGAUCCCUUCAGUGUUCUGGGUGGGCAGCAAGAAGACCUGCUUCGAAUGGGCCAGCUUCUUACACGGACAGAGACGCAAAGAUGUGGUGAACGAGAGUAGACAGGUGCUCCAGGAGCCAGAUUUUGCCCAGCUGCUCCUGCACGAUCCCAACACCCCCAUCGUGAGGAAGUCCAGAGGGACGUCCACACAGGGCACCUCCACCAACGCGUCUUCCACCUACCUGGCCAUGCUGGACGAGCCCCCCAGCGGGAGCACCAGCCGGGCAAGCAGCUUCCAUGGAAGUCUUUAUAGAUCCAGAGACGGCAGGUACACGGCGUGUAGUUUCCGCGGAGUCGAGGAUCGCCUCCCCUACGACAGCAUGCUCCGCCUCUACAACCAAUCAGGUUCCAGACACUGCAGCACCAACCAUCUGGACAGCAUAUCAAAGCACGGCUCCACCCAGCGCCUGGAGAGCAAAUCGCAGCACAGCAGCAUCAGGGACCUUAGCAACAUCACCCAGGCCAUUCAGAGUGCCCCUGGAAACAGAAUCCACAGAGUCCUAGAGGAGAAUGGAGCCACUGCCUGAACUACCCUCUAGACACGACCCUGUAGCUAAAACCCAUGCCAUCCUUUAAGAUACACAAGUGUCUAGGCCUAGAGGUGGAUGUUGAUUUGGGACUGGGCAUACUAGAUUUUUGUGUGACAGUUUGAGAGUAAGGAGACUGGAAACAGGACAUACUGCAUGGUUGUUUGAUAAUCAUACCUCAACAUGUCCCCUCACUCAGCCUCACUAAACAGAACUGAUAAAUGAAGAUAGCAGACAACUUGGAUUCAGCAGACAGUGUAACAUGGACCUGCAGGUGUGAGAGCUGAACCAAUAACACUGACUUGGAAGAAGAAACAAUAUUCUUGAAUACAGAGUAAUCUCUCCAAUGCGUUUUGUUCUCUGUUCUGGAGUCAGCACUAUGUGAAAGACACUGUUCUGGAGUCAGCACUAUGUGAAAGACACUGUUCUGGAGUCAGCACUAUGUGAAAGACACUGUUCUGGAGUCAGCACUAUGUGAAAGACACUGUUCUGGAGUCAGCACUAUGUGAAAGACACUGUUCUGGAGUCAGCACUAUGUGAAAGACACUGUUCUGGAGUCAGCACUAUGUGAAAGACACUGUUCUGGAGUCAGCACUAUGUGAAAGACACUGUUCUGGAGUCAGCACUAUGUGAAAGACACUACUCGAAAGGCGGAGCGCAGGGAUCAGUUUCACGUGAAAUACGUUUUAAGAGCUUCUUAUCUAUCGGCAUGUUCCACUACUCAGGCGGGUGAAAAGGGAUAAAUCUAAGGACUUUAGAAUCUAGAUCGCCCCAUUAUGGGGCGGCAGCGUAGCCUAGUGGUACAAAUCUGACAAGCUGACAAGGUACAAAUCUGUCGUUCUGCCCCUGAACAAGGCAGUUAACCCACUGUUCCUAGGCCGUCAUUGAAAAUAAGAAUUUGUUCUUAACUGACUUGCCUAGUUAAAUAAAGGUAAAAAAAUUAAAAAUAAAAAUCGGUCACACAAGCAAAUGCUGCCAAAGCACUCCUCUUCAAAAGCCAAGACUAUUCCUAUAGACCACAUUGUUUACCUGUACGAGAACUAUUGUAGACUGGUCUCAAAAACCACGGUUAUACUUUUAUACGUCUAUUGUUUUCAUUGCACUUCUGAUGGAGGCAAUUAGAGGUACUGUAUUUGAGGAGUAGGGCCAGGAGUCUUUCCGGACUGUGAACUUCCCAGGGGAAACUCAGGGUCCUAGUGAUGACGUGAAGGAGAUAGGGAGUGUCUGUCCUAUUGUUAAUCAAUUGACGAUUAAUCGAUGAAUGAGCAGUUGUGAAGUGAAAGGCUGUAUUGUAUAACAGGAUAAAAGCAGACUUCCAAACUCCAGCCUUAGUAGGUAGAAUAGGAUAGUGUUCUUUCCCCUCAGAAUUACAAUCAGUUGUAUUGUUCCUCCCCUUCUAUGAAUUGUAUACUUACUUGCAUAGAUACAUGUUAGCCAGAACUUCUUCUAGUAUUGGCAAUGUGAAUAGAUGUACAUUUGUUUUGUUUUUUUUAAUUGGGGAGGGAGGGUCAUUUGUGACAUUUUUAAUAAACUCUUCUCAAAAUA
This is a messenger RNA of Salmo salar (Atlantic salmon), 4459 nucleotides long. Lineage: Eukaryota; Metazoa; Chordata; Actinopteri; Salmoniformes; Salmonidae. The record is from RefSeq and is a predicted model, not a curated record.